This is a messenger RNA of Lachancea lanzarotensis, 927 nucleotides long. RefSeq names its product LALA0S01e16688g1_1 (gene BIG1). Bases 1 to 927 code for a protein of 308 amino acids. Gene Ontology annotation, biological process: fungal-type cell wall biogenesis; (1->6)-beta-D-glucan biosynthetic process. NCBI's taxonomy places the organism in Eukaryota, Fungi, Ascomycota, Saccharomycetes, Saccharomycetales, Saccharomycetaceae. The record is from RefSeq and is a predicted model, not a curated record. The transcript has 2 exons. Gene Ontology annotation, cellular component: endoplasmic reticulum membrane.
AUGAGACUCUUUACGUUACGCAACCUUGCGUUUCUGGGGACGUUGAUCUCUUCGUCAUUGCAAGAGUCUGUUCCAGCUGUGCUUUCCAGCCAUCAAUUAACGUCCGGGCUCUUGAAGUACCAAGAAGAUUAUGACAGUGCUAAUGUGCUGCCACAGGAACUCUUUCUCGAAAUCGCAGAGAAGUUCAUCUCAGGAAGUCGCUCUGAUGCCUACUUGUUCAUAAACAUACCUGGACUACGGGCUUCGGAUUUCAGUGACCACCGAGAGCAGCUGAAAACAAUUGAGAAAUACCUGGAAACAAGCUCUACAGCCCUUAGGUUUGAAAAUCUGGAGAUAGAGCAAGAAUGGGAAGAAGUUUUCGACAAAUUAGUCUCUUACACAGAGGAAGAAUGGGAUAUUACAGACCGUAUUGAGCUGUGGAGCGAUCACAUCGAUGCAUUCGAACGCUACAUAGAUUGGCGUCCCAGAACUGUUCGCAUUGAAUUUGAACAAGCACCGGCUGGAAAUAGGGCAGGAUUUUUUGCCUACUGCGAUCGAACCAUUAAACAUGUACUGGGGCAAAUACCCUCGUCGGACACCAAAAUUGUUCUGACUUCGCGGACAGGAAACACUGAAGAAACUGAGUCACCAACCCGUAUUUUUUCUGACAUCUUCGAAGAUCCUCAGAAGAAGACCGAUAUCGAGAAAAACAAACACACCGUACAGAAAAAGCAUGAACUGAAUACGCCCCAUCCCAGGUUCACCGGAAUGGUUGAUUCUCGUCUCAGCCUUGUUGAUCCCGCUUUUCUAAAGCAGCACGGCACAACCAUAAAAAUGAUUAUAAUCUCUUCGCUAACGUAUGCAGUUGCUCAGCUGAUACUUUGGAACAGAACCAAAGGCCAUACUCGACUACGCCAAAAAGUUGCAGAACAGAAGAAAAAUCAGUAG